Orcinus orca (killer whale) is the source of this 2435-nucleotide messenger RNA. RefSeq names its product translation initiation factor IF-2-like. The transcript has 2 exons. Bases 465 to 1523 code for a protein of 352 amino acids. NCBI's taxonomy places the organism in Eukaryota, Metazoa, Chordata, Mammalia, Artiodactyla, Delphinidae. The record is from RefSeq and is a predicted model, not a curated record.
AACUCGUACCUGCAAGGGGUGGAGGACGCCAUCAGGUGUGCCUGCGCCUCCGCCCCGCCCUUCCCCGGGGGCUCCCGGCCUCCGCCCUGGCAGAGCAGAGGGCGGGCUGGACGUGGGGAGCUGAGGCUGGGGCCUCACAAGCGUCCUCGGACUUGCCCGACACCAGCACUGAGAUGAUGGACUUUGCCCUUGCACUGCUGAUGUGACCCUUGGGGUUUUCUGUCCUCUGACCGCAGGACAGAAAGAAAAUGGAAUUCCAGUUUGCAGGAGGUAAGACUAGGGUUAGACACUGGGGAGAACUUUUUGGAGCGGGUUCUGAGGUCAGCUAUGGAGAGACUGGGUUGGGGAGGGGUGUUGGGGAGUGGGGGUCCUUGGUACCUGGGGCCCAUGUGUAUCAGAAACAGCAGAGGCCAGACUCAGCGUGGGAUCUGUUUGAGAUCUGAGGGGGGCAGAAGAGGGACCCCAUGAAGGCUGGGACAGGGCUGGCCACCAGCCAGCAAGGAGCCUGGCAGGGAGGUGGGAGACAGCACCAACCUUCUGGGAUCAGCCUGAAGGAAGGCAGACUGUUCAGCCCCUUUAAUCCCCUUGCUGGCUGGCUUAGCAGCUCCUGCUGGGGCCUGAGGCACAGGCCCCUGAGCCCCCAGCUCCAGAACAGCCUGGGGGGGAGCAGUGGCCUCUGCACAUUCCCGGGGUUCAGGCUGCCCCCUCCGAGCGCCCCACCUCCCCUCCUCUCUCCCGUCCCAGCUCAGCCCCCUGCAGCAGGGGAAUGUUUAACUCUCCUCGACCUCAUUAGCAAUCCCCUCACGUUCAGUUCGGCUCGCCAGGCGUGGGUACAGGGGAAUGUCACAACCCCGCUCCCGCCAGCCCCCCGGCGCCCCCUCCAACCCCAGCAGCCCACGCGCCCUUUGCCGGACUGCACUGGGGGAAGGCAGGGUCCCGCCGCAGACCCUGGCCUCCUUGCACCCCCGACCCAGACCCCCUCCGCAGGGACAGCCCCGCCCGCUCCCUCCCUCGCAUUCUUCACGUGGCUAUGCAAACGAGAGGGUGCCCAGCGCUGCAGACAAUGCUGCCCUGUGCGCCCGCCCGCGCGUGGGCCCUGGUAUGGCCCGCGGCCCCGCGGCGGCCAGCGGGGGGAGGGGCCUGCCCUCGAGGGGGCGGCGGGCUCUGCUGGGCGGGCCUGCGGUUCCCGACACUGCGCCCCUUCCCUUCCCACCCUCCUCACCCCGGCCCUCCGUGCUGGGAAGGCCGAGCCACGUGGAUCUGUGCACACGCAGACCUGCUUCCUGGGGCGGCCUGCGCGUCCCCCAAAGCUAGCGGGGCCUGGAUCCGUGGUACAGAAGCCAGUCCCGAAUUCCGAUUCCUCUACCACGGACGGUGAGAGACUGUGCGAUGGCGAUGAGCAGAGCACACAGCCGGAGCCCAGAGUGGAGACUCUCCGGGGCCGCAGGGAGCUCCAUUUCUACGCGUUUAACCGUCUAAUCCUCAAGGCAGCCCCCUCACGAUGGGCGUCCCUCCACGGAUAAGGAGCCGAGGCUGAGAGAGGCGACCUACCCCACGCUAGGAAGCCAGGGGCUGGGGGGCUUUCCUAUCAGAUCUGUCCCCCCCACACCCCGCCUUUCUCAGGAGCGCUGGGAGGGGCGAGGCUGAGCUGGCGGUGGAGCCUCGUCCCACCUCUAAAGGGCACGUCGGCUUCGCGGAGUCACAAGGGAGCUGCCCAAUGUCUGAGAGUGUGUGAGGCGCGCGCAUGGGGCCGGCGCGCAGCACAGUGAUUCCCGGAGGCCGGGUGUCCCUGUCCCAGCCUUCCGCAGGGCUCUCUCUGUAAGGAGGAUACAGGGGUCAUUCCGGUCCUGAGGAGCACCUGAGUCAGGCCUCUGAGCCUCGGGAUCUUCAAGGCCACACAGAAAGAGAGUGUCAGAGCCACACAGCCCUGGAGACCGGAGACUGCAAGCCCCUCCGCUGACAAAUGAGGAGCUGGGAGCCAAAGAGGGGAAGCUAGCCUCUUAGGGUCACACAGCUGCCCCCAGGGCCUGCUCACUCCUCCACCCUGGGCGCCCCCAGAGCCCUCCCCCACACCGAGGACCUGAGCCACUUUAUGAUCCAGAAUGAGGCUCACAUCUCCCUCGAAGUGCUUCUUUUAAAAAAAAAAAAAUUUUUUUUAUUGGAGUGUAGUUGAUUUACAAUGUUAGUUUCAGGUGUACAGCAAAGUGAAUCUGUGAUACAGAAGCGCUUCUGUUUAUCCCUUGUGUUAUUUGAGGUCUUGAGUCCAUUCUACCAAAACAGCCCCUCCUACCCUGAUGGCCUUCCCUCACCCAUGUUCCAAAGCCCUUUGGAAUUCAGAUCCCGCACCUGGAGUAGAGUUCCCUAACCCUGUGUAGCUUCUCCAUCAGGACUCCUACCACCCCAGUGCCCCCCUGCAGUCCAGCGACUCCCAGGCA